Messenger RNA from Cuscuta campestris, 2113 nucleotides. Lineage: Eukaryota; Viridiplantae; Streptophyta; Magnoliopsida; Solanales; Convolvulaceae. The record is from the annotation of a GenBank genome assembly.
GAAAGAGGGAGGAUGACAAAAAGCCAGCCAUUUUCUUUUCUUCUUCAGCUUCAAGCACACACUACUCGUGCUUCCAGACGCUCGUGGGACACGGAGAAGUUAAAGAAGAAAUAAUAAUAAAUUAAUACUCUAACUCAUCAAACAAUCAAACAAAAGUGUAGAACCGAAUCUGCACCUCCGGUGAUUCGCCUUCUGGGAGCUCCAAAGAGCAUCGCUACCACCGCGUCAAGGACGGCGCCGCCCACAAUAAAGCGCCAGUGACAGUCAACGUCACCGCAAUUUCCGUCGGGCAUACAUAUUCGUGCAAUCACGCGCCCGUUGAUUUUCUCUGCGGGCUUCAAUUUCAUCUCCGAAAUUCCGACUAGUUUCGUUCUAUUUGGUGAGGCCGAGAGAUGGAGGCGAUAGACUGCGGCUCAUCGGUUCUCUAGCAUCCAAUUUACUUCCGGGGCUCCUGGUUCUCGGUUAGUGAUUUUGAUGGCGGUGGAGUACAGAUGUUGCGAGACGCAGUUCUUCGUUCACAUCCUUCUGAUCGUUCUUCUGGUUGUUUUUGCCGGUUUGAUGUCUGGACUCACGCUAGGGCUCAUGUCACUGAGUCUGGUUGAUCUUGAAGUAAUUGCCAAGUCUGGAACUCCGCAAGACCGUAAACAUGCAGCAAAGAUAUUACCAGUAGUAAGAAAUCAACACUUGUUGCUAUGCACACUCCUCAUUUGCAAUGCUGCAGCCAUGGAGACACUUCCAAUAUUCCUUGACAGUCUAGUAACAGCUUGGGGUGCUAUCCUCAUAUCUGUCACAUUGAUUCUUUUGUUUGGUGAGAUCAUACCGCAGUCAGUUUGUUCGAGAUAUGGAUUGGCAAUUGGUGCUUUUACAGCCCCCAUUGUCCGCAUUCUUGUCUGGAUAUGCUUCCCAAUUGCAUAUCCUAUUAGCAAGCUGCUGGACUUCCUGCUAGGUCACGAGAAUAAAGCACUUUUCAGGCGAGCUGAAUUGAAAACGCUGGUUAAUUUGCAUGGGAAUGAGGCAGGUAAAGGUGGAGAGCUCACACACGAUGAAACAACUAUAAUUGCGGGCGCUCUUGAACUUCAUGAAAAAACAGCAAGAGAUGCCAUGACACCUAUAUCUGAAACCUUUGCAAUAGAUAUUAAUGCGACACUGGACAGGGAUAUGAUGAAUUUAAUUUUGGAGAAAGGACAUAGCAGAAUACCAGUCUACUAUGAGCAGCCCACAAACAUUAUAGGCCUUGUUCUGGUCAAAAACUUGCUGACUGUCCAUCCAGAAGACAGAGUUCCUGUGAAAAAUGUUACUAUUCGAAGGAUACCACGGGUUUUGGAAACUAUGCCAUUAGAUGACAUCUUGAAUGAGUUUCAGAAGGGUCACAGCCACAUGGCUGUUGUUGUUCGGCAAUGCGACAAGCAGACACCUCAGACUGCUACUCAAUCCCCAAGCAGUGAUGCAGUAGCUGAGGUGAAGGUAGACAUUGAUGGCGAAAAGAAUCCUUUGCAAAAGAGUCUGAAGAUGAAGCGAUCAAUGCAGAAGUGGAAGAGUUUUCCCAACAGUGGUAGUAAUUCACUCAAGGGAUCACGGAGCAAGAAAUGGAUGAAGGACAUGUACGCAGAUAUCUUGCCAAUGGACGGAAACCCUUUGCCAAAACUCCCUGAAGAAGAGGAGGUAGUCGGGAUCAUAACUAUGGAAGAUGUUAUUGAAGAACUUUUACAGGAGGAGAUUUACGAUGAGACGGAUCACCAGGUGGACGAGUCUUGAUGCUUAAAGAGUUGCUCUUUUUUUUUUGUGUACAAGUUAAGAAGUGAGAUAAGUGUGGCUAAAGUAGCACCUCUAGUGCUCCCAACCAAAGUAGCAGCAGCUGAAGAAGUGCUAGUCCCAGUGGCAGCUAAAGUAUAGCUGGCCAAGUGUAAAAAUUGAAGAAUGAGAACAAUCUUGCCUGAGGUUUUUUGGAUAUGUAAUGGAAUCAUACUUGGUUUGGUUGUCUAUGAGCAGAAACAUGAAGUGUGUUAAUAUUAAUAUGGUUUCAAAUUUACAGUUGAUGAAUUUCAAUCUGUCUCGAUAUCAAAAAUGUUAGUGAUACACUAAAAUGUGCAAAGAAUGAAUGAUGUACAAAUGG